UAGUGGUCUUACAUUUCACAGGCUCUCCAGCGCCACGCCAAGCCAGCGUCACAGCCACAGCCUAUUCUGUCGGUUUUUUAAAAUUGCGUUGAAUCAUUCUAACGCACCGGGACUUUGGAGAUACGGACCGCGUGCGAAUGUUAAAAGUCAAUCUGGAUCAUAUGCUAUGUUUAUCCUAUAUGCGCUCUCCAGCGGCAAAACCUGGCGAGGGGAGUGAACUGACAGAGUUCUGCUAUGUAAACUGACACCAGCAUCUUUCUCGUUUUCUCGUUGUUUGGAAAGAAAACAUGGGGAGACAAAGACGCUAUGACUAAAUGCGUUUUAUGCUCGAAUAUGUGGAAACUCUGAUCAAUGAAGGUGUUAUUCCGGCUUGGACUUAACUAGGCUCGACGAAAGGUUGCGUUCCAAUAUUCCGUGCUUUACGGAGUCGGUUAUGCUAAAAGACUUCACAACCUGAAUAUUACAUUGUUACUACUGCGAGGGAGCACCGUACAAGAUAAUACAUCCAGAAAGGCUUUCCGAGGGGGGACCGCCUUCGGUGUCUCGAGCUGCCAUCUCCUGGGCCGUCCUAUCAGAGGAGCUGCUAAGUAACUGUGCGGAGAGCGGGACUGACAGGAGACAUGGGCGGGGCUAAAGUCCUGCUGCUGAUGCUCGUCAUUGGCUGGGACAAGACGAUGUGUGCGACGAACUGGAAUCCAAUCCCCCGCAAGACGGUCCGGCACUUCGAAGUGUCAGACAGCAUGGCACGGUUUCACGCGGCGGGAGUGUGCAAUUACAGCAUCUUGACGCUGUCCGAGCACGACAAGGUGCUGUACGUCGGCGCGAGAGAGGCCCUCUUCGCCCUGGACCCCAACGACAUCAGCAGGCAACUGAGGCCUCAGAUUGAGUGGCCAGCCCCUCAGGACAAGAAGAAAGAGUGCGCUUCGAAGGGAAAAAACAACCAGACGGAGUGCUUCAACUACAUCCGACUCCUGCAGACGUACGACCACACGCAUCUCUAUGCCUGUGGCACCUACGCUUUCCAGCCCAAGUGUACUUACAUUAACGCUGACCACUUCAGCCUCGGCUCCGGUGGCCUGGAGGAUGGCAAGGGGAAGUGUCCGUACGACCCUGCUAAGAGCUACACCGGCCUCAUCAUUGAUAAAGAACUGUACUCUGCCACCUUCAACAAUUUCCUGGGCACUGAACCAGUGAUCCUGCGUAACCUGGGCCAGCAGCACUACGGCAUGAAGAGCGAACCUACGUGGCUCGGUGAGCCCGAGUUUGUGGGCUCGGCGGUGGUGAGGGAGAGUCGGAGCAGCAGCGAGGGUGACGACGAUAAGAUCUACUUCUUCUUCAGCGAGCGUGCCGUCGACCUGGACUGCGAUCCAGAGCUCACUGUAGCCCGAGUGGCCCGCAUCUGCAAAGGAGAUAUGGGGGGCACUCUGACCCUGCAGAAGAAGUGGACCACCUUCCAGAAGGCUAACCUGGUGUGCUCGCUCCGCGACCGCCACGUCACCUUCAACAAGCUGCGGGCCGUCUUCACCCUGCCGGGCCUGGACUGGCGGGGCACCAGCUUCUUCGGCCUCUUCCACGCCCAGUGGGGCGACGUGGACGUGUCGGCCGUGUGUCAGUACCAGGUUGAGGACAUGAGGAGAGUGUUCAACGGGCCUUAUAAGGAGAUACAGCAGGGCUCCGGGCGCUGGACCCGAUACCGGGGCGCCGUGCCCAGCCCCCGACCAGGAGCGUGCAUCACCAACUGGCACCGCGAGAACAACUACAACAGCACCCUGCAGCUCCCCGACACCACCCUCAACUUCGCCAAGAGCCACCCGCUGAUGGAGGACGCGGUGGAGGCGCAGCCCCUGCUGAUCACCAAGGGGGUCAACUUCACCCGGCUGGCCGUCGACCGGGUCAGCUCGCUGGACCAGCGCCAGUACAGCGUGCUCUUCAUCGGCACCGCGGAGGGGUGGCUUCAAAGGGUGGUAAUCCUGGGCGCAGAGGCCCACGUGAUUGAAGAGAUCCAGCUGUUUGAUACCCCGCAGCCCGUGGACAGCUUGACCAUAUCCCACUCCAAGAAGUAUUUGUACAUUGGCUCCAGCUCCGCGGUUCUCCAGCUGCCCUUGGCCAACUGCAGCCGCUACCACUCGCUGCCAGACUGCCUCCUAUCCAGGGACCCGUACUGCGCCUGGGACAGCGAGGGACGCGCCUGCGUCCGCAUCGACCUCCACCGCGGGUCGACCUCCACGCUGACACAGGACCUCAUGCUGGAGAGAUUCAGAGGAGGCAAGCCCAAGUUCGACAAGCCCUUCUCCAUCCCCAGCCCAGAGCACUCCAGACUGAAGAACGUGACCGUGGUUGUCGGGUCUGACCUGGUGCUGCCCUGCCACCUCGUGUCCAACCUGGCCCAGCCCUCCUGGUUCCUGAACGACAGGGAGCUGGCUCUGGGCAACGAGGCCAGCUCGGGGCCCCGGUUCGACCGGGCCCUGAAGGCCCUGGUGGUGCCCGAGGCCGGCGCCCUUCAGGCGGGCCGCUACGUGUGCUACUCGGAGGAGCAGGGCGUCAAGUUCCAGACGGAGCGCUACCAGGUGGCGGUGGUGGCCAGCGCGCCGAUCGUCAUGGAGUCGCGGGCCCCGGACGGCAGCAUGGGCCUCUUCUGGGUGCUGGUGAUCACCCUGGGGGUGGCCUGCCUGCUGCUGCUCAUCGUCGCCCUCUACCUGCGGCGCCGGCUCAAGCUGGCCCUGGGCAAGGGCGCCGAGAUGAAGCCGCUGGAGAGCACGCUGGUGUACCCCAUCACCCUGCCCAAGGAGCCGCCCACGUUCGUGCCCAGCAAGAUGCCCAACGACGAGGACCGCUUCUGGGAGACGGGCGCCAACUACUACUACUCGGACGGCUCGCUGAAGAUCGUGCCGGGCCACGCGCUCUGCCCCGCCGCCAGCUCCUCGUCGCCCAGCGCCAUCCCGGGGCAGCCCAUCCACUCGCCCAGCCGCCUGAGCCUGACCAGCAUCCGCAACUCGGGCGCCAACGGCUACAUCCGGCUCAACCUGAGCACGGCCGGGGAGGAGCGGAGCAGCGGCGGGGGCCUCACCACCGGCGGCGGCGGCGGGGGCCUGGGGGGCGGGGGGGCGCUCAGCGGCAGCGGGAACGACUACUCCAGCCCCUUCAGGGAGGAGCUGCGCCGGACCCUCCAGCAGAGGAGCGUGCUGCCCGACGCCAACCCGGAGGAGUCCUCCGUGUAGGCGCGGGGGGGGGCAGGGCUUCUCGUCGGAGCAAAAGAGGCAAGUGGAUGGACUGGCCCAGCUAGAAAGUGACCUACCUCCCCUCCUGGAUGGAGACUUCUCUUUCACUCUCACUCGCUCGCUCACUUACUCGCCCUCUCUCACUCAAUCACAAUCACGACUCGACCGCUUCUCCUGCCCUCUCCCUCGCUCUCUCUCUGCCUUCCCCUUUGCCAGUGCUUAUUCAGCUCAACGUGACUUUUCUUGGCAAAUUUCAAAAGCGCUGUCCCCACGGGCGAUGCUCCAAAACCUGCUUCAGUCUACCCUACACACACACACACACACACACACACAGACAGACUCCAGCUCCGUUAAAGCCCGCUCCCUCUGACCGACGCAUUGCAACCUUUGCCGUGACUACAACAUCCUUUGUGCAAUUUCUACAUGGUGUAAAUUCUGUAUGUAAAGACACUGCAAGCGGCAAUCUGUGAAAUUGCACCUCGAGCAUGUCACAUCCGGUUGAGGUUCAGGGGGCACUGUGAAGACUGAAUAGAAUGCAUUGAGCCAGCCAUCCAGACAGACCUUGGCCAGGAGCAGCAAUGCUCAGGCAAACUGCGAGAGACACCAUUGGAAAGGACUCGCCAAGUUUCCCGUAGGAGGUUCAAUUAUUUGCUUGCUGCACUUUCACCGCCGUCUGGCCACGUUUUUUUUCCCUCUCUCCAGCCUUUGGUGAGCAGAGAGAGUCAGAGAGUGAUAUAUACAGGAUGAAUUGAAAACUCAGACUAAGCAAGACGACAAUCAUGUGCGCCUCCCCCCCCCCGAGGACAGGCCUGGCUGGGGCCGCACAGUAAUGGAGAGAAAGAGGGGUGGAAAAAUAGAGUGAGCAAUGUGAGGAAAAAGUAAAAGACAUGCUAAUGAAGGACAAAAGUUCAGACUUUUUCUCAGAAGCUCAUUUAAUACCCCCCCCCCCCCCCUGCUGUGUUUCCUCUGAGAAUGUUUUUUUUCAGCCCUUCAGCACUAAUAUAUUGUGAUGGUGUAAAUUAAAACAUUUCUAUGUUCAUUUUGUAUUUUCCUCGGAAGAACGGACACGAGAGCUGAUGACCAGUCGCGGCUCCGUGGAACCGGCCCUGUGUUAAAUGAGUGCAAAUUAGAAUGUGAAAGGAACGCUUAUUUCCGACCCCGCUUUCAUCUCGCCCAGCGAGAGUCACUUUCACUGUGCAUUAUGGAGCGGCAGGAAAACAAAAACUCGCUGUAAGACAACCCUGUUUUUGAAAAUGUUAUAUGAAGAUGACUGCAUUGGAUGUCUCAACAAGUGCAUUAUUGUAUGCAUAUUUAUGGAGGAGAUGGGUAGAACUGCCAAAAAAAAGAAUGAAAGAUGAUGUAAACAAACCCUGUGCCACCCCUGUAUGCCAAAUUAUAUGUAGGUGGGUGAUGUAAUGUGCCCUGGAGCAUCCAAUGGAAAUAGUCUGGGACAGUGUGUCCCUGUGUUCCCUGCCCUGAUGAAUGCCAAGUGUAGGAUGGAUGCUGCUCAGUGGAAGGAGGCGGACGGCCCUCAGAGGACGGCCGGAGAUGUGAUUGGGCAGGCGGGCAGGCUGACGGGCGACUGGAUGCCCCAUUGAGAGCUGCGUCGCUGAUGAAACACAGUGGUGGUUUUAGGGUGCAUCUGAGACUGGACGACUCCAAGAUGACAGUCUGGUCAUUAUCCACAAGAGGAGAAAAAAAUGAACGGGGUUUUAGAGUAUUGAAAUGACACCAUGCGUGAAGAGGUACUUUUAUGGCCGCUAUUGGUUCAUGUUGCAUGAUCUGCUACAAGUGUUCUGUACUGUACAUUACCAUAGCCAUUACAAUAGAAAUGUUUGUUUCAUCAGUAGCUGGACGAGCAAGGGUUUUUUUCUUUUUUUUUUCUUCUCAAGUGAAGUUUCUAGUUUAGGAUUACUGGUGGCUUAAAUUUUUUAAAAUCAGUUUUUGUGCUGUUAUGACAUGUUUACUUUAGCUGUGCCUCUUCACCUUGGUUAAGCCAAAGUAGACUGCAUUUUAUUUCUAACUCUUACUCUUGGUUGCAUCUGAUUUUAUGCAUUGCUUCAUCUGACGUUUAAGUCCGUCCACUGCACCAAACACAUCUGAUUUCUGCUCUAUCAAUUAAUACACAUGUACUCAAUAAAACCCUCUGAUCAAUAUACUUUCACGAACACAAAGCAUGCCGUAGUACCUUUUCUACUGUUCAAUUUCUACGCAUAGCAAUUCAUAUGUGAGAGACAGUGAUGCUGUAAUGCAUUGUUUGUGACUCAAAAUAUCUCAUUGUCUUCUUGAGGUUUCUGGAUAUUUUACAGCUUGAAAGCCCUGUGCACACAAUGCACCCCACAGUCAAACUAAAAGAGCUCUCAGGGCCAAAAUCUAAAGCUUAAACUUUUCUCUCUAUUGUUAUUGCGAAACUAUUAUCUUUCAUUUCUUCUUUUGAGACAAACUGAGUUGGUUUCCUUUAAGCAACACGCUGCUGCUUUGUUGAUAGAUUAUGGUAAAUUAUUGUUGGACUGUCUGGAAACUAACUUAAUAGAUACAGAAUUCUGGCUGCUGCUGUAUCUAAUGCACGACUGUGUAUUAAUUCUGAUAAUGUCCAAAUCAUUAUUCUUUGUUCCAAACAAGGUCUCUUUUUUAGGCCUUUUUGUCAUAGUGCUUUAAUUUUGCUGUUUGUUUAUUUGGAUGUUUUUUUUUUUUUUUUUAAUUAACAUAAUUCCUAUUUCUGUUAUGUUUUCAUGUACAUUCUUCUGUGUUGCAUUUUAAUAUUCUGUUUUUUAUUUUAAGUUUAAUGUUUAAGUAACUUAUUUUGUGUGUAAAAAAUGUCAAUAUUUAUUACCAUUGUACAUAUUUCCCUAUUUUUUAUAUAUGUAUAUAAACAUUAAAUAAAAGUAGAGAUC
This is a messenger RNA of Sardina pilchardus (European sardine), 6112 nucleotides long. It is a transcript of the gene sema4c, whose product is annotated as sema domain, immunoglobulin domain (Ig), transmembrane domain (TM) and short cytoplasmic domain, (semaphorin) 4C. The coding region runs from base 621 to 3218 and encodes 865 amino acids. NCBI's taxonomy places the organism in Eukaryota, Metazoa, Chordata, Actinopteri, Clupeiformes, Clupeidae. Gene Ontology annotation, cellular component: synaptic vesicle membrane; plasma membrane. Gene Ontology annotation, biological process: neural crest cell migration; positive regulation of cell migration; axon guidance. Gene Ontology annotation, molecular function: semaphorin receptor binding; chemorepellent activity. The transcript is spliced from 16 exons. The record is from RefSeq and is a predicted model, not a curated record.